AUAAAACAGAUGACUCAUCAAACUAAUAGCCACACAAACGUGCAAAAUUUCCACUUGAACUGUCCGCCUUCCCCCGGCGGACUCCAUGACACACUUCCACUUCACCAUCAUCGGAUAAGCCUCUCAAUUCACAUCACCAGACCCAAAAAUAUCCAACACCCAAUUCAAUAAAAAAACAAGUAAAGACACUAACUUUCUCAUAAAAUCAUCAUAUUUAGGCACUUGUACCAUCUUGCUAAUGAAAGUUAACCCACAAAAGUCUGGCAAAAAGAUACGUUUUUUGGAGUCUGCAUGAGUAUUAGUCAGGAAUUUUAUUCUAAUUGGUGCUUCUUCAAGUUUGGGUACUUGAAGUUGUUGAAGUUAAAGCUAUGGUCUCAGUUUCGCACACUCUCCCUGUCCAUCCCAAUGUUAAUGUUAAUGUCUUCUCUAUACGGAAAGCGUCUUUAUCGGCGACACCGCAUGCUUCUCGAAUUCGCUAUCGCCUCUCUACUCGCCGAUGGUUGAGUUUUGGUCCUGCUUCACUUUCUUGCAGGUUCAGCAAUUUAAAUUCAAGGUGCUCAAUUACAAAUUCUGAAUCACAAUGCAGCUCUGUUCUCACUGAGGAUGAGGCUCCACAACAUGUGUCAGAAAUUGAGCCUGAUUGUUCAGCUCCUAUUUUUCAUAUUAAAUCAGAUGUCCUUGAGUCUCAACCUCUCAGUUUACUGGUUGAAACAACUUUUGUUGAUAGUCUCUUGACGGCAUUGCCUGUUUUGUCAGAGGAGGAACAAAAUGCUCUUGCGGCAACUCCAGCCCAUCCAGUUGGAUUAUAUGCAUUUUAUGCCAGUUGCCUAGCUGGAAAUUUAGUGGAACAACUGUGGAACUUUGCUUGGCCUUCUGCUAUAGCUCUAAUUCAUCCAAGCCUUCUACCAGUGGCUGUCAUGGGUUUUUUCACCAAGCUUGCAAUAAUUGCUGGAGGUCCUUUGGUUGGCAAACUUAUGGAUUAUUCUCCCCGGAUACCUUCUUCAAUUGGUCUAAAUAUAGUCCAGGUGGCUGCUCAGUUGUUGUCUGCAUCUAUGAUAAUUCAUGCACAUACUGUAUCUCCUACUUCUGCAUCAUCCAUUCUUCUCCAUCCAUGGUUUCUUGUACUUGUUGUAGCAGGGGCUAUUGAGAGGCUAUGCGGAGUAGCAUUGGGGGUAGCUAUGGAGCGUGAUUGGGUUGUGCUGUUAGCAGGAAUAAAUAGGCCAAUAGCUCUCGCGCAAGCAAAUGCUGUUCUUAAUCGAAUUGAUCUUCUGUGUGAGAUUGCUGGGGCAUCAUUAUUUGGCAUUCUUCUCUGCAAGUAUGAUCCUGUGUCCUGCUUGAAGAUUGCUGCUGGUCUAAUGAUAUGGUCUUUACCGAUUAUGAUUGGUCUGACAUUGUUGACGAACAAGCUUUCUACUGGGGUUCUUGACCACACUAGAUCUUCCCAUGCCUGCUGCAGAGAAUCAACUGGAGGAGCUAUGGCUGGUGUGGACAGCAUAGUGGAUAGAGGUCUGGAAACUAUCAAGCUUGGGUGGAAAGAAUAUUUGCAGCAGCCAGUUCUUCCUGCAAGCCUUGCCUAUGUUCUGUUGUACUUCAAUGUUGUUCUUGCUCCAAGCAGUUUGAUGACAGCAUUUUUAACUCAGCGUGGAGUUAAUCCAUCUAUUGUUGCGGGAUUCAGUGGAUUAUGUGCUGCCAUGGGUGUUCUAGCAACAUUCCUGUCUGCAUCCUUGGUCAGACAACUGGGCAUUUUAAAGGCCGGGGCAGCUGGUUUGGUAUUUCAGGCUUCUCUUCUCACGUUAGCUGUUGCUGUAUAUUGGAGUGGAUCUCUUUCCCAGCAGAGUCCCCUUCUCUUUUUCUUGGGAUUGAUUGUUGUUUCAAGGUUAGGACACAUGUCAUACGAUGUUAUUGGUGCACAGAUUCUCCAAACUGGGAUCCCAUCAUCUAAAGCAAAUCUUAUAGGGGCAACAGAGGUUUCUAUUGCAAGUUUAGCAGAGUCUGUAAUGUUGGGAGUUGCAAUUAUUGCAAAUGAUGUCUCACAUUUUGGAUUUUUGGCAAUACUGUCAUUGUUAUCUGUGGUUGGGGCAGCAUGGAUGUUCUGGCGAUGGUUGUCGAAUCCAACAGAUGAACAAAGAAGUCUUUUUGCCUAUGAGUUUAAGUUAUAAUUGUUAGUUUUCUGUUUCGAGUUAACACAAUGCAAGGCCAUUUAGGUAUGACAGAAACCACGAUUUUGCUGUUGCCAGAAUACAUUUGCAGCAUCUGCAAGUAUCUUUGUACAAGAAGCCCGAGGUACAUCUUUUUCUAGCAUUCACUGCUAUGGGUCACAAUUUUAUAUAAUUGCAUAACAUUAUUGUAAAUCCCUCUGUUGUAUUAAAUCGGGCCAUGUAGAGUGACAAGGUUGAAAUGUCAGGCCUUUGCUUUUUUACAAACAUUUUCAACAAAAUUUGUACAGCAUUUGAUUUAUUCAAUUUCUACCUACAGCAAUCAAAUCUUUUGCUUCAGGUAUUCAUCUA
Molecule: messenger RNA, 2507 nt
Organism: Ricinus communis (castor bean)
Lineage: Eukaryota; Viridiplantae; Streptophyta; Magnoliopsida; Malpighiales; Euphorbiaceae
Product: solute carrier family 40 member 3, chloroplastic
Exons: 14
Coding region: 369-2159 (596 amino acids)
Biological process (GO): iron ion transmembrane transport
Cellular component (GO): membrane
Molecular function (GO): iron ion transmembrane transporter activity
Source: RefSeq, a predicted model, not a curated record